AUGGAACCCCUCCAGUUCUACACGGUCAACGCGUUCGCCAACUCGCCCCACUCGGGCUCCCAGGCCGCUGUCGUCCUUUUUCCCGCCAACGACCCGCGGUGGGACGACGAGACUUACCUCCAAGCAGUGGCAGGGGACUUUGCGUGGCCCGCAACAGUCUACCUUUCACCCCUAGGCGAUGACUAUGCGAUAAGGUGGUUCACCAAGGCUGGAGAACUGCCACUCUGCGGACAUGGGACUUGCGCGGCCGCCGCUGUAGUCUUUUCACUCCGGGGUGGGGAUAAGAUCAAUUUCGAGCAUCCGAAGCAGGGCCCGCUUUCCGCCAGUUUAGAGGGCGAGGUUGAGGGAGGUCUGCGGAUCGGAAUUUCCCUCCCCAUUACACCCACCACCGUUUCACCGGACGAGAGGCAGGAUUUACGCAAGGACCUCAGCUCGUCGACGGGGCUCGAGGCGUCGGAUGUCAUCCGUGUGGCCAAGUAUGAUUGGGGAGGGAAGAGUGCGGUCGUGCAGCUCGAUCCGGAAACUGAACUUGCGGGCCUGCAUGUUGAUCCGAAGGCUUUGGGCGCACACUACACCGUCACGAUCCUAACCCAAGCUAUCGGCGUCAAGGACGGCAUGGUCCAGAUCCGCAGCCGGGUCUUCAUCCCCUCCGUCGGCCUGGACGAGGACACUGUCACCGGCUCGGCCCAUUCCGUCCUAACGGGAUACUACCUCUCCACUGAUGGAGGCGGAAGGAACGCCACUGAGGCACUGAUGCGUGACCCCAACGAAGACGGAGACGUGGACUGCAGCAAACCGAGCACUGUCAUCCUCGACGGCCAGCAGCUCAGCCCACGCGGUGGGAGUAUUCGCUGCUCCCUGGUCAAUGGGCGGGCCUGGCUCGUGGGAAAGGCGUACGUUACGGGUUCGGGGACGCUCUCGGUUUUCCAGUGA
Cutaneotrichosporon cavernicola is the source of this 933-nucleotide messenger RNA. RefSeq lists its product as uncharacterized. Gene Ontology annotation, biological process: biosynthetic process. Gene Ontology annotation, cellular component: cytoplasm. NCBI's taxonomy places the organism in Eukaryota, Fungi, Basidiomycota, Tremellomycetes, Trichosporonales, Trichosporonaceae. Gene Ontology annotation, molecular function: isomerase activity. The transcript is spliced from 4 exons. The coding region runs from base 1 to 933 and encodes 310 amino acids. The record is from RefSeq and is a predicted model, not a curated record.